UUCAAUCUCGACUCGUUUCCUACUCUUAUUUCUGCGGUGCUGUUCGAUGCAACGAGCGGGUUCGCAGGUCGCCUAUUUCCAUCGUAAACGAAGCUGCUGGCUCGCUGUUUCUUGGGACGCUGCCAGUGAUUUGUCGCCUGUCGAUUCUCAACAAUCGGAAGCGGAUUCUGCAGCGCGCGUAGGUUUUCGGUUCGACCCCCCAGGAUGGGAUCUGCGCAACUGGAGUUCUUCGGAUCCUUAUUAUUGGUGGAAUUUUUUGACUAUUGAUGCAUAAGACCGACGGGCUGAGGGCAGACGCGCAUGGCGCUUAUUGUAGGGGGAUCUUUCUCAGUUUCACUUUAGGGGCGGGCGAUAGGGAAGGGCUUGAGAAAAGCCAGCAGAAACGUAGUCGCAUGGUUCUUAUGCUGGAAGUGGCAAGUUCAUGGUGUAGGCACAGAGCGCCUAGACUUUCAUAAGAUUAUGUGGAAGAGAUGGCUCGUUCUGCAGCCGCUUCUAGACGCGGAAAGCCCGUUUACACCUUACUUGCUGUAAUUUUCGGGAAGAAGGUUGUAGUCAAUGGUUCGUCUGCCACUGCCGAGAGUGCCGUGAAAGGUUCAUUUUAUCUUCUACCAAAUGUUAGCGGAUUUGAAAAUGAUGCAUUCUUGCUGCCCGGGAAGGAUAAAUCAGUUCCAACGAAAGGAGCGUUUUCUUAUCAAGGCUUCCCUGAUCUCGUAACAGGCGGCCAACUAGAGGUCAUUGUCCUUGAGUAUCCUUCGAAAGAGGAACUCAAGCAAAAAUUGGACAUUUUGCAUCCUGAAUUUGUAUCCUUUCACGGUGAACAUAUUCCUGGGAAGGAUGACGUUGGAGGAUUCGUAUUGGGAGAUUCCAAAAUCUCCUCACCUGAUGAUAUCUUGGGUCUCUUUGGAUCAAAGCUGCCUGAUCUGGUAUAUCUAGAAGUUCCUUCAGGAGAGAAACUCGGGCACGCCGUUCACUCUCUGGGUUGCAAACAUGUUAUAUAUUGGAAGAUUUCUUCUUUGACUUGCACUUUGGCCUUUCAUUUCCGACAAGGAUUGGUUGCUUCGCUGCAAAGUUCUGCAGCUGGAGGUUAUGAUGCGUAUCAUCUAGCGAAGGCGUGCUUCCAAGUGUUUUGUUGCCAGUCUAAACUGGAUGGACAGCAAGUCGUGAAAAACGGUUGGCCCCAACUCCUUGGAGAUGCUCCUCCGAAAGUUGAGCUUCCCCCUCCUGAGGUGUCAAGUGACGGGGGCGGCUCAAAAGCAACAGAGGCUGCAAUGUCAGCCAUCCAAAUUUUCGACGAUGAGAUAGAAGUUCGACUUCUCAUUUGUACAGAAAUAAGUAAGCCGGACGUGGCUUGGUUGGAGGCUAUGGAAGUUGGACUGAGCAGUUUGCUGACAAUUGAGGCCAGAGGUGUUCGGCUUCUCAACCGGAUCAGUGCUCCACCCCCUCCGAUGGCAGCAGCUCUAUUUGCCCGAGGAAUCGUAACUAUGCGCUGUGACAUUUGCACUGCCAGCUAUGCCCGUGUGCCACUUUUGGUUUCGGGUAGCGCACAGCUUUGUUUCGAUGACUUGCAAUUGGAGACUAGCAUCAAGAAGGAGCUCGUUGAGAGGACUCGCCUUGUACGUAUUAUGAAGAGCGCAGAGGAUAGAAAGGCAUCAAGUUUGAAUGCUGAACUGAGAAGAUCAGUUUCUGUGGCAUGUGGGGCCACAGUAUUCGAAUUACGAAUCAUUACACCUGCUUGGGCAGGCCAGGUUCUAAGGCAGCUCUCAGCUGAAUCAAGCUAUCGUAGUUUGGUUGCUCUCGGAGUUGCUGGAGUGGAAGGAGCAGCCGUUGCCGCAUUCAAACGGGAAGAUACCAUGCGGCUGGCUUCCACAAAAGUUGACAGGUCGAAGGAGACGGACGUUUCAAACAGCCUGACACAUCGGUCCAUGCCGUCGUGGUUAACGCCGCCUGUCCCAAGUCGGAAACGAAUCAAACUGUUCCAUUUUAGUAGUCACUGCUCCAAUGAUAGUUUGAGUGACGAAGAUGGUGCCUCCUCCUUCAAAGUUACAAAUGGAGAGGAGAGCAGUAGUAGCGGUGGUAACAGGUCUGAGACUCGGAAUUCCACAGGAGGAACUCCAGCGACAAGAUCCGACUCAAGAUAUACACUAGGGAGGACUAGCAAACAAAACUUGGCCCUAUUGGAGGCUAUGAAACCAGUUCCCCAUAGAGGGGGUCCAAGGGCCAAUCCUUACGCAGUUGUUGUUGCCACUGCUCAUGCUGGUUGGUCCAUGAAAGUGAAUAUGCCGAAUGGGGCAUCUGGCAAAGUUGGACGUCCUCAUUCUAGCUCGUUAGCAGGUCCGCUCAGUGCGUUACCCUCUUUGCCUGCUAUGACCGGUCAGACAGCAGCAAUUACUCCCUCUUCUCUGUUGUUAGCUGUAAAUGCUCCCCUCGUUAAGCCACAUGGAUGCAGUCGGCAGCCUAUCGACGAUUGCGCCGAGGAAGACUUUCUCGCCGACUUGAUAAAAUUUUUGGUCUCAAGAGGACAUGGGCGACUUAUUCCUCCUGCUGGCGCGGAGGCUUUUCCUGAAGUUAUUUUGAACGGAAAAAGACUAGAUUUGUACAACCUUUAUAGAGAAGUGGUAUCAAGAGGAGGCUUCCAUGUGGGCAAUGGAAUAAACUGGAAAGGCCAAGUGUUUUCCAAAAUGAGGAAUCAUACUUUAACGAACAAAAUGACCGGUGUGGGCAAUACUUUAAAGAAGCACUACGAAACAUAUCUUCUGGAAUACGAACUUGCACACAAUGAUGUCGACGGGGAGUGCUGUAUAUUAUGUCACAGUGGUGCCGCUGGUGACUGGGUCAACUGUGGAAUUUGUGGAGAAUGGGCGCAUUUUGGGUGCGACAAACGUACAGGCCUUGGAACAUUCAAGGAGUACUCCAAAACCGAUGGCUUGGAAUACAUUUGCCCGAGUUGUAGUACUGCAAAUGGAAGAGUAACGAAGCGGAAUAAGAUCCGGAGUUCGAGUGAUGGUUCUCCACCACAGACUGAAGUCGCCGUCUCUAAGGGUGUACCGAGAAGAACUUCAAGAUGAGACCGUCCAUCCCUGCAGUGCUUGUACUGGCACAUCGAGUUGAUUUUCUCGUCAUCUGGGGAAUAAGAUAUACGCUUGUGCUUUUAGCUGAAAUGCGGAGAAAGGUCUCAGUGGAGCAGAUAUUGUUUUCUGUCACCAUGGGAAUGAUGACAACUCACCUCUGCCACGCACUCAGACGCUUGAGCAUGAGUCUCCGAUAUGUCGCUUGUUCUUUUCCAAGCUCACGAAACCAGGAGGCCCCGCGAGUGUAAUUUUGUACAUCUGAAGUUAUACGAGUAGUUUUCUGAGGCUUUCUGGUAUCCACAGACCACUGUUAAAUUUGGGAUACGGGUGUGGAGAUGAGAGUUGCGGACCGACGGGAUCUAGAUGAUACUGGAUCAAAAUGUAAGAGAUUGAAGCGCCUUUUCGGGGUCUAUCUGUGGUCUACAUUUAGGAGGAAUCGAAAUGCGAGCCUAGAGUAGUUUCAGCUGUACUACUGAACCACUGUGGCAUUGUCGAGCUCCUUCAUUACCACACACUUGGGCCACGUGCUUGGCUUCAUCUGAAGUGUGUGCCCAGCCGCUGCUUUGUUGAACAUCGACGAGCGUAGAGCGCUUGGGCGCAGCUAAGCCUACCCCCAAUUCCUCCCCACGCCAUCCCCACCCGACCCAAACCCAGUCCCUCCUUCCUUCUGUUCUAUGACUACCAACAUAUGUGUUCUGUAACGGAACAUAAAUUUUGUAGGGAUCCGACUUAGAUCAUACUGCAAGCUUGGUUCAAUGCCUGGGCCGGUUGCUCACGUGUUUUCACACAACUGGAGCUCAGGGCCGUGGAAGCCUUUGUACGCACCUGAAUUAUGGUUGAUCACAUUGAGCAACCUUCUAUUAUGUAAACGUUCGUCCAUUGUAUCAAAAUCAAUUUCAACUU
Messenger RNA from Marchantia polymorpha subsp. ruderalis, 3971 nucleotides. The record is from the annotation of a GenBank genome assembly. Lineage: Eukaryota; Viridiplantae; Streptophyta; Marchantiopsida; Marchantiales; Marchantiaceae.